AUGUAUCAAUUCUCAUUGAAAGCAUUUCGUAGUGUAUUUGAAGUGGCUAUGGAUAGAGCAGAACCAGCUGAUGAUAUACAGACACGCGUAAAAACUCUACUUGACUCUAUUACCUUUUCUGUUUAUAUGUACACUUCAAGAGGUUUAUUUGAAAAAGACAAGUUGAUAUUUACAGCACAAAUGGUAUUUCAAAUAAUGACUAUUUCAAAUGAAAUCAAUCCAGUGGAAUUGGACUUCUUGUUAAGAUUUCCGAUAAUACCUAAUCUAACCUCACCGGUUGACUUUAUAACAAACAAUGGUUGGGGUGGUAUUAAAGCUUUGUCAAAUAUGGAGACUUUUCGUAAUCUAGAUAAAGAUAUCGAAGGUUCAGCAAAACGUUGGAAAAACUUGUGCUAUUUCCAUGCUGUUAUCUGUGAAAGACGUAAAUUCGGUCCACAGGGCUGGAAUCGUAUUUAUCCAUUUAAUACAGGCGAUUUGACUAUCAGUGUUAGCGUGUUAUACAACUAUUUGGAGGCAAACAGUAAAGUGCCCUGGGAAGAUUUAAGAUAUUUAUUCGGUGAUAUUAUGUACGGUGGGCAUAUUACAGAUGACUGGGAUCGACGUCUGUGCAAAACGUACUUAGAAGAAUACUUAGUCCCUGAAAUGCUGGAUGGAGAUCACUGUUUAGCACCGAAUUUCAAAACUCCACAAAAUACCGAUUAUAAAGGUUACCACCAGUAUAUUGAUGAAUUUCUACCUCAGAAUCUCCAUAUCUCUAUGGAUUACAUCCAAACGCUGAAAUGGAAUUUCUAA
Molecule: messenger RNA, 792 nt
Organism: Trichobilharzia regenti
Lineage: Eukaryota; Metazoa; Platyhelminthes; Trematoda; Strigeidida; Schistosomatidae
Source: the annotation of a GenBank genome assembly